AUGCCUCGAGAACUUCGCAACCGAAAGGUUGCAUCGCCCAAGAAUGAAGCUACCAAGUCUGUGGAAAAGGCGACUCCCAAGGGCAAGAGAAAGGCAGCCGCCGAAGUAGCUUCACCUGUAGCCGCGAAGAAGCAAAAGGCCAGCAAAAAGCCGGAAGCCGAGGCCAAGCCGGCCAAGUCCCCAAAGCCCAAGGCCAAGGAAGAGAAGAAGGAAGAGUUGAAGGAAAAGAAGAAGGAGAAGAAGGAGGAGAAGAAGGAGGAGAAGAAGGUGGAGAAGGUGGAAGAGAAGGAAGAUGUCAUCGAAAUGGAUGACGACUCCGACUCCGAAGGCCAGGAGGGCGAGGACAACCUCCAGGUUCUGGCCGUCAACAUUGACCCCGAAGAAGAGAACGCUGUGGCCCAGGAAGAGUUCCAGCCCGGACAGGACGUCGGCAAGAUUCCCAAGGUCUCGAAAGACGUCCAGAAAUCCAUCAAGGCUUCAAAGGAGGAGCCCGGCGUCAUCUACAUCGGACGGAUACCCCACGGUUUCUACGAGUUCGAAAUGAAGCAGUACCUGUCUCAGUUCGGCCCCAUCUCACGACUCCGCCUAUCGCGCAACAAGAAGACCGGUGCCAGCAAGCACUUUGCCUUUGUCGAAUUUGCCGAGGCUAGCACGGCCGAGAUUGUCGCAAAGACCAUGGACAACUAUCUUCUUUUCGGACACAUUUUGAAGUGCAAGAUUCUCUCCAAGGACCAGGUCCACGAGGACUUGUUCAAGGGAGCAAACAGAAGAUUCAAGAAGGUUCCAUGGAACAAGAUGGCCGGCCUGCAGUUGACAAAGCCCCAGACCGAGUCCGCCUGGGAAGCCAAGGUCGCAAGAGAGCGAAACAACCGUGCAAAGAAGGCUGCCAAGCUACAGACACUGGGAUACUCUUAUGAGGCCCCGGCUCUGAAAGACGUCCCGGCACCCGUACCCGCCGCAAUUGAGAAUGGAGAGGAGGCCAAGGCAAUUGAGGCUGCUCCAGAAGCAGCGGUCGAGGAGGAGAAGGCAGUGGAGGAAGCCGAAGAGGCAGAGGCUGAAGAGAAGCCUUUGACUGCCGCGAAGACAAAAGCUACUCCGGUGAAGAAGGCCGCGGCCAAGCCAAAGACGCCUAGGUCGACCACCAAGGCCAAGAAGGCCAAGGCUUAA
This is a messenger RNA of Trichoderma gamsii, 1167 nucleotides long. RefSeq lists its product as hypothetical. The transcript is spliced from 3 exons. The record is from RefSeq and is a predicted model, not a curated record. NCBI's taxonomy places the organism in Eukaryota, Fungi, Ascomycota, Sordariomycetes, Hypocreales, Hypocreaceae. Bases 1 to 1167 code for a protein of 388 amino acids. Gene Ontology annotation, cellular component: nucleolus. Gene Ontology annotation, molecular function: RNA binding. Gene Ontology annotation, biological process: maturation of LSU-rRNA from tricistronic rRNA transcript (SSU-rRNA, 5.8S rRNA, LSU-rRNA).